CAAUCUUGUUGUUCAAUGAAAACACUAACAGUACAGUGAAACCAAUUCUCCCGUUAUACCUUUUUUCAUAUGUUACAGAAUCAAUCAUAUAUCAUCCAGCGGUUGGUACUUGUAGAAUGAAAAUAAUAUUGACUACUAGGUUGGAAAUCAAUUCAGCAAAAUAUCAACAGAGAAGUGUGCUGUGGAGAGCAAGAUGAAAUGAAAGCAAAGAGCAAAUGAUGAAGGAUAGGUUGUGAAUGAUACCGCCAAACAGAAAUCCUUUGGAUCCAACAAAACAAUUAUUUUCUCCCUUCAUCUUUCUCUCUUUCUCUCCAUUCUUUCUCACACCUUAUCCUUUUCUGGUCUAACAACACUCCACGAGAGAGAGAAAGAAGAAGAAGAAGAAGUGUUGUAGUAUUGCUUCAUUUUCAUCAAUGGGAGCUGGUUGCUCUAAAUUGUGUCUAUGUUGGUGUCCCUCCAACACCAAAUCCAAUCCUCAUGACUUACCUGAUAAUGAGAAUGGGAACGAGGGUGAGAAGAAGGAUUCUUGGUCUGGAUUCACUGAGUUCACCUUGGACCAACUGAGAAGUGCCACGUCAGCAUUUUCACCGGAAAACAUAGUGUCAGAACACGGUGAGAAGGCUCCCAAUGUUGUCUACAAAGGAAGGAUUGAAGAUGAUAGGUUGGUUGCUGUGAAGCGCUUCAACAAGUCUGCUUGGCCUGAUCCUCGACAGUUCCUAGAGGAAGCACGGGCAGUGGGGCAGCUGAGGAAUGAGCGGUUGGCAAACUUGGUUGGGUGUUGCUGUGAAGGAGAAGAGAGAUUGCUUGUUUCGGAGUUUAUGCCCAAUGAAACUCUCUCCAAACAUCUCUUUCACUGGGAGACUCAGCCUAUGAAAUGGGCAAUGAGGCUGAGAGUGGCCUUGUACUUAGCACAAGCAUUGGAGUACUGCAGCAGUAAAGGAAGGGCAUUGUAUCAUGAUCUUAAUGCUUAUCGAGUUUUGUUUGAUCAGGAUGGGAAUCCUAGGCUUUCUUGUUUUGGACUCAUGAAAAACAGCAGAGAUGGCAGAAGCUAUAGUACAAAUUUAGCCUUCACCCCACCUGAGUAUUUGAGGACAGGAAGAAUCACCCCAGAAAGUGUAAUUUACAGUUUUGGCACACUCUUGCUUGAUCUUCUGAGUGGCAAGCAUAUUCCACCCAGUCAUGCACUUGACCUUAUACGAGGCAAAAACUUUUUGAUGCUGGUGGACUCAUGUUUGGAAGGUCAUAUUUCAAAUGAUGAUGGAACUGAGAUAGUGAGAUUAGCUUCACGCUGCUUGCAGUAUGAGCCUCGUGAGAGGCCAAACGCUAAGUCACUUGUGACUGCUCUAACUCCUCUUCAGAAAGAAACUUCGGUUCCAUCACAGGUUUUGUUGGGCAUACCAGAUGAGAGUAUCCCAUCAAAGGAAGAAGUUCCAUUGACACCUUUUGGUGAAGCUUGUUCUAGAAGAGAUCUCACUUCAAUAUAUGAAAUUUUGGAAAGGGUGGGAUACAAGGAUGAUGAAGAUGUUGCCAAUGAGCUUUCCUUCCAAGUAUGGACAGACCAAAUACAAGAAACACUAAAUUCUAAGAAGCAAGGAGAUUCUGCUUUCCAUGCUAGAGACUUCUCUAAGGCCAUUGAAUGCUAUACACAAUUCAUCGAUGGUGGAACCAUGGUAUCACCAACUGUGUAUGUAAGGCGCUGCUUUUGUUACCUAAUGAACAACAUGGCACAAGAAGCACUGGGAGAUGCCAUGCAAGCUCAAUCAGUGUCACCAACCUGGCCAACUGCAUUCUAUCUUCAAGCAGUGUCCCUCUUCAGCCUUGGGAUGGACCAUGAUGCAGAGGAAAGUCUUAAAGAUGGCACAACACUGGAAACAAGAAAACAUAGAAAUUGAAAUGUACACAGUUUUUUUCUCUCCUUCAUUUCUCGAGGAAAAUAUUACAAGCAUUAGCUGUAUGUAUCCUUCUCUAUCUAUUGUUUUCUCCAACAGUUUUCAAACUCUCGAUUGUCUAUGCCACCUACAAUUUUUUUCUUCUAAAA
Cajanus cajan (pigeon pea) is the source of this 2038-nucleotide messenger RNA. RefSeq names its product serine/threonine-protein kinase BSK5. NCBI's taxonomy places the organism in Eukaryota, Viridiplantae, Streptophyta, Magnoliopsida, Fabales, Fabaceae. Gene Ontology annotation, biological process: protein phosphorylation; brassinosteroid mediated signaling pathway. The record is from RefSeq and is a predicted model, not a curated record. Gene Ontology annotation, molecular function: ATP binding; protein binding; protein kinase activity.